GUAUGUCCCGGAUCCUCUGACGCUCAACUUUUUUCGCUCCCAGGCUCCAGUUUCCCGUAGGCUUCAGGCUUUUCUCUUUCAGUUUUCAGGGAACCGCGGAGGAGACCGCGCGUCGCCGGCCGCGCUACCGGCAGAACCGUUUCAUGCAAAAUGAUUAAAUAACCGAGCGGCACAGAGAGCCAAUCAAACAGUCGAGUGAUGUAAUUAAAUAUCGGAACAUUUUAAGUGAUAAAGUGUUAUGUUGACCACUCGAAUACAUAAGCGAACGAUUAGUGGUGCUAAAGGACAGUAAAUCACAUCGCGUCAGGAGCUGCGACGGAUUUCGGCAUCCAGCCAGGCAUGAUUUGAACAGACAAGGCGGGUUGCGCGGAUGGUGUGCGGAGAUGGGCGGCUCGCGGCGCAUGUCGAGCGCGCUGCUGUUGCCAUUCCUACUCGCGCUGCCCGCGGACACCGCCAACACCACCGGCUACCGGGAGGAACUGGAAUCAUCACUGGUUUUAGUCCACGCAGUCGCCACCGGAGCCACGGGGAAGCUGUGUGUCUCAUACCGCAACGGUCAGCUGCGGGCGCCCAUGCACGUGACACGGUGGGACUCGGCCAGGGCCCGGGCAGACCUGGCGGCCAGCUUCUUGCACCAACUGGGAUUAGACUCUGCUGACGUACUUGAAGCGGUAUCAAAAUCACUAGUAAUGGGUAGUCAGAAUUCUGAAAGAGCAGUGGGAGCUAGAGCAAUACCAUUACGGGCUGAUACCAAAGUAAAGAAUGCCACGGGAUGGCAACGAUAUGGUACAGCUGAACCAGUUCCAAUGUUUUUUCCGCCACUGGAGCAAGUGCCUGUAGCUGAUUAUCCUUGGUAUGAAUCGCGGCAUAAAACAUCUCAACAGUCUUUCAAAUUCAUGCCUUCGCCAGUACCAGAUGCAGCUAUGAAGGGCUGGUGGUCCUUUCCCUAUUUCAGUUGUGAUGCCGAACGGUGGCUGCUAUCAUACACGGUUCCGGUACAUUCGGCUAGAGAGCAGGAAGGAGUUGUGUCACUCGACGUAGACAUAUCUAAUUUGGAAAUAAAUCAAUGUGAGAUGCCAACCAACGAUAAUCAAAUAUAUUCCUUUCACGGCACUCAUAAAUGUCACAACGAAACCACCUUUUGCGAGUACAAGCCAAAUCGAGAAGUUGGAGUGAGGCAUGCUGGUUGGGCCCGAGGAUCGUACGUUUGCCGUUGUCGGGAUGGAUAUUACUCAACUCAUCAUCCUGAUGGAUUCAAUGGCUCACUGGUUGAAGUUGCUUAUCAAGAAUACAAGGAAAAUAACGGCUUGGAAAACUGGAGUGAACCCUACCAAUGUCUGCAAUGUCAACCAGGCUGCGAAACAUGCCGGGGACCAGAGCCUUGCCUUGCUACUUACAACUGGCCAUUCCGGAUAUCCCUCCUGGUGAUAUCGGUGAGCUGUGCAUUCAUGACAGUGUUGCUGACAAUCUACACAAGACACCACAGACGCGUGAAGGUGUUCCGUGUUGCCAGCCCGGUGUUCCUUUCCAUCACACUACUUGGAUGCGCUUGCAUGUAUAUGGAGAUGGCUGCUAUAUUCCCAGUUCUGGACCGGUACUCUUGCAUCGCUACAAAAUGGACUCGCCACUUGGGUUUCUGCAUCACAUACACAGCCCUGCUUAUGAAAACUUGGAGAGUAUCCCUGACAUAUCGCGUGAAAUCCGCCCACAAGCUGAAGCUUACAGACAAACAACUGCUGCAAUGGAUGGCACCCAUUCUCCUGAUCAUGCUCGUGUAUCUCGGGACAUGGACUCUGUCUUCACCUCCUGAUGCAGAAGACAUCACAGACAAUAAGGGCUUGAGAUUCAAGCAAUGCACUUACAACUGGUGGGAUCACAGUUUGGCUAUAGGCGAGAUCCUGUUCCUGCUAUGGGGAGUGCGCGUGUGCUACAGAGUGCGCCACGCCGAGAGCCUGUACAACGAGGCGCGGCUCAUCUCCAUCGCCAUCUACAACAUCUUCACCGUCAACUCGCUCAUGAUAGCCUUCCAUUUACUAAUCCUGCCUCGGGCCGGACCGGAUAUAAAAUAUCUGCUCGGCUUCAUAAGAACGCAGUUGUCCACUUCUACUACUGUUCUACUAGUAUUUUUACCCAAGGUUCUGCGCGUGGUGCGCGGCACGGGCGACACGUGGGACCGCGGUGCACGUGCUCGCGGCGUGCCCGCCUCCACGUCGCUCAACGGCAUCGGUCUAGUGCCCGACGACCCGCCCGACCUCUACCGCGAGAACGACGAACUCAAGGAGGAGGUGCAGAAGCUAGCGGCGCAGAUAGAGUUCAUGAAGAUCGUGCAGAUGGAGAUGCACAACCGCCACCUGCGGCCCAGGCCCGGCGGCUACUUCAGCGCCUCCAGCCCCCACGUCACGGCCACCGCCGUCAACAUCUCGCAGGACAGCACGGAGUGGCCGGGGCCGGUGUGACGGGUCGCGCUGAGCGACAGCGGCUGGGCGUGGCCGCGCGGCGCCGGCGCCGGCCGCCCGGGCGUGGCCGGCACGGGGGUCGUCACGGCCGAGGACAAGAGACGACCACAUUAUGUUUGAACCGCGCAUUUCGCUUGUCGCUUGUUAUAUUACGUUGCGCCGAUUUGACGAUUACGGGACCCGGUAGUUACCUCUGACCGAUAUUGAACCUUAUGCCGACAGGUUAAGGUUUAAUGCCGGCCGUGCUCGCUCGUCGAGUCGCGGCAAAAAACCGACCCGAACGGAGAAGACGAGAGUAGUAUGUACAAACUCGUGAUCGUCUCGGGGUCUCUUGACGAGUGUGUACCGCCGGUAUAAGAUUCACUGUCACACUUAUGCAAAAUUUAUGUACAAAUGACGUCCCUGAUAUAAAAAUAUUGUCUUUAGAAUAAAAUAAGACGACAAACUGUAAACAUAUCUCUAAUGUCGACUGUACGACGGCAGUAGCGACUAUUGGGACCCAAUUAUACUGGUUAGGGUUGUUUUGUUUACAAUCGUGAACAUCAGAAUAUCGGAGUGCAUGUUCAGAUAUUUUUAAACACCACGACCGCUGCGAUAUAUUAGCUAGCGACUGUCACACAAAGAUACGGCAUACGAAAGUAGGCUGAGCCGUAAAAGUUGAACAUAGUAAUGGAUAACUGAUGCCUGCGUUAAACUAAACCUAAAUGGCAGAUUCACAAACUAUUAAAAACAAAUAAAACAAGUAACUAUUUGUUAUACAACCCUAGCUCAGUUAAAAGUAUAGUCAGCAGCAGUAGUUGCUAAGCGGGCGAGGUCUUCAAAAUUAUCAUUCAUCAUUUUGAACACCUGGCCCGCUUAGUAACUUUUGAUGCUGACUGUACUUCCUAGGAUACUUUGCAAUAUUAUAUUGGUUUUGCAUCGAAAUUUAACAUCUAAAUAUUGAUCAUAUGACCAGUAUGUUUUGUGGGACAUUCAUAUCCAGCCAAAAUCACUAAAUAUAAAUGUGUUCUCGACUAAGACUCGCUUUUACAGUGUGGAAAAAAUUAAUGGGCCUAGAGGGAAAGUACCUUAAGGCCUCAUUCUCACGAGCGCGUUUUCAACGCGCGUUAAAAAAGCGUUUAAAUAACACAAAUGGAAACGUGUAUUUAUUCACACGAUGGCGGUAGCGCUUUUUAUAAAGCGUUGUUGUAUUUUCAACUUUAAGCCUUGGUCUUUAAAUCGAAUUUAGCGUUCAGGCAGAUUCAAGCGCUUUUUUAACGCACGUUGAAAAAGCGCUCGUGUGUAGGGUCACUUAAACCUUAAGUUACAUAGCUCAUUUUACUUAAAGUAAACAUUAUUUUAUUUUUUAAAAGAUAUAAAACUGCAUUCAUAGAUUUUUUUUUAUUUGCUUUCGUCGUCCGGGAAUCUAACCAACAAAAAUCCAACAAUACUAAAUAUUCGAUUUUAUGAAUAUUUUGUACGAUAGACGAUUGUAAGACCUAAUGUUUCUUGGAGAAAUUUUAACAUUAACAGGAACUGUAUCAACUAGUGGAAUAAAAUAGCAAGUUUUUUGUCGGUUCGAUUCCUAGGCGAUACAAGCGAAUAAAAAAAAUCUGUGAAUUCAGUUUUGCUUAUUUAAAAAAAUAAAAGAAUGUUUCCUUUCUAAGGCACUUUCCCUCCAGGGCCCAUUAAUUUUUUCCACACUGUAUAUGAAGGCUCACAGCUUAGUAGGUAGCAUCAGGUAUAAUGUUAUAUUCUAUAUAUGUGCUAGAAAUAGAUACGUAAUAAAUGGUCUUAAAAUAAAUGUUAUAUCUGCUCUAAGCUCCAUGGAUUUUUGUUCGGAGGUAUAGUUAGUAAAAAAAUGCUUAGCGUUUAUUACAAUCGCUAGAGUAAAGUAGAAUGAGUUAGAAAUUAUUUUGAAUGUUAUUUAGGUAAACUUUAGAUAUUUUAUCAUGUCAUUUAUCUUACUAUAACUAUAUCUUACCUCUUCUAUGCUAGUCGUUAAUUUUAAUGUAAUAAUGUAUCUAAUAAAUUUGAAUAUAAGUUAAAUUAAUUACUAAGUAUUCUGUAUUUUUAUUAAAAAACGCGCGUAGAUAUACAAAUUGUUGAACUCUGGUUCAUUCUAGAACAGACAAUAAAAAUACUGUUGGUCUUCAAGUUUUAGGGACUCUAAAUUCUUUGAUUUAGUUUUAUAUGUACGAGAUUGUCGAGAUUAUUGCGUUACCUGAAGUUACUUACCUUCAACAGCAUUGAUUUUGCUUUACCAUAUUACUAUAUUUUUUUAUCAUAGCUAUAAUCUUUAGUUAAGGUAUCAUAAACGAACUGUAAAUAUGAAUCAGAAAGAAGCAUAAAUUCUAAAGUGUUGUAAAUAAAUUCAUUAAUAUUAGUGAUGACGUAGUUAUUGUUAUUAUUUAUUUUCUUUGACUGUCUGUGAUAAUGAUAAAGUAUAAUAUACUUUAUUCAUGAAUGUUGUAGAGGACGUACAGAGAGGUAGCCACUCAUAAUCAGCAUUAGUAAAUAUUUAAUUUAUUUAUGUGAAAUGAAUGUUGUAGGUAUAUUCUUUUUAAAUAAGCAAACAUUGUUGUUUUUUAACUUCAGAUACUGUGCUUUCAAUGUUGUGAUUAGUUUUGAGUGAACUACAAGAUUGUCAGUUGAGUGUUACUGUGGUCAUAAAUAAGUAUAAUAAUUCAUGCAUAUUUUUGUAUUGAUUUGCUCUUUUAACUAUUGCUAUUCAUAAAUAAACAGAAAACGUCGUAGCUGAAAGCUACUAGUAGGUAUUUAAAGCUACAAUUAUUCACAAACAUUUCUCUUCCUAGUCUGUAUGUAAUAUGUAUCCAAUGAUUUUUCCACACAAGUUACAUAACAUGUGCAUAGAUAUAUCUAUAUCCCAUACCUAAGUAAAGAGGUACCUCUUAACUGUUAGUGUUCAGUGUCCUACUGAGUUGGCAUAGCCAUUCAUGUUUAGGUGAUGAUAGAGGGACUGUUUUUGCUGACCAUAGCACAAAUUUGGUAUAAAUAUAACAAUAAAACAUUUUUUGAUUGUGUACCCUAUUUAUCUCAAUACUUAAUAAGUGUAUGUAGUUGUUUGUCUAUUAAAUAUGAAUUCAUCUGCAAAAUAAUUUAUUCUGAGAUUAUAUAUUGUCUGUUGUUGAGGCUAUUGCCUAAUUCGGUCAAAGUAUUUAUCCCGUGUAAUUUUUACAACUUUGGAAUCUCUUACAUUUUAUUAGUAUUAAUUUACUGUGCCAAAGAUAAGAUUUAGGAAUAAAUUCAAUAUUAUUUUUUCAUUAGAUGUUAUAUCAAUGUUUUCUAAUUAUUAAUAAUGCAUCAUGGAGUGUUAAUAUAAACUAGAAUUGAUGUAAUAAAAAAAAUAUUGUUAUUCUCUGACACUAGGGCAUAGGAAAAAUAUGUAAGAAGUUUUGUUUUUACAUUAAAAUAAAGAAAAUAACUGUU
Molecule: messenger RNA, 5885 nt
Organism: Cydia strobilella
Lineage: Eukaryota; Metazoa; Arthropoda; Insecta; Lepidoptera; Tortricidae
Product: probable G-protein coupled receptor CG31760
Exons: 18
Coding region: 384-2456 (690 amino acids)
Biological process (GO): G protein-coupled receptor signaling pathway
Cellular component (GO): membrane
Molecular function (GO): G protein-coupled receptor activity
Source: RefSeq, a predicted model, not a curated record